Molecule: messenger RNA, 2673 nt
Organism: Globicephala melas (long-finned pilot whale)
Lineage: Eukaryota; Metazoa; Chordata; Mammalia; Artiodactyla; Delphinidae
Gene: KIF20A
Product: kinesin family member 20A
Biological process (GO): microtubule-based movement
Cellular component (GO): nucleus; kinesin complex; microtubule
Molecular function (GO): microtubule motor activity; microtubule binding; ATP binding
Source: RefSeq, a predicted model, not a curated record
AUGUCGCAAGGGAUCCUUUCUCCACCAGCCGGCUUGCUGUCGGAUGAGGAGGUCGUAGUCUCCCCCAUGUUUGAGUCCACAGCUGCAGAUUUGGGAUCUGUGGUACGCAAGGACCUGCUGUCAGACUGCUCUGUCAUCUCCACCUCCCUGGAAGACAAGCAGCAGGUUCCAUCUGAAGAUAGUACAGAGAAGGUGAAGGUAUACCUGAGGGUCAGGCCCUUGUUAUCUUCAGAGUUAGAACGACAGGAGGAUCAGGGUUGUGUCCGUAUUGAGAAUAUAGAGACCCUUGCCCUACAGGCACCCAAGGACUCUUUUGCCCAGAAGAGCAAUGAGCGAGGAAUUGGACAGGCCACCCACAGAUUCACCUUUUCCCAGAUCUUUGGGCCAGAAGUGGGCCAGGAAUGUUUCUUCAACCUGACUGUGAAGGAGAUGGUCAAGGAUGUACUUAAAGGACAGAACUGGCUCAUCUAUACAUAUGGAGUCACCAACUCAGGGAAAACCCACACAAUUCAAGGUACCAUCAAGGAUGGUGGGAUCCUGCCCCGGUCCCUGGCUCUGAUUUUCAAUAGUCUCCAAGGCCAACUUCAUCCAACACCUGAUCUGAAGCCUGUGCUCUCCAACGAGGUAAUGUGGCUAGACAGCAAGCAGAUCCGGCAGGAGGAAUUGAAGAAACUAGCCCUGCUAAAUGGAGGCCUCCAAGAGGAGGAGCUGUCCACCUCCUUGAAGAAGAAUGUCUACAUUGAAAGUCGGAUGGGUACCAGCAGCAGCUUUGACAGUGGCAUUGCUGGGCUGUCCUCCACCAGUCAGUUUACCAGCAGUAGCCAGCUGGAUGAAACGAGUCACCAAUGGGCACAGCCAGACACUGCCCCAGUAAGUGUCCCUGCAGAUGUUCGCUUCUCCAUCUGGAUCUCCUUCUUUGAGAUCUACAAUGAACUGCUUUAUGACCUGUUAGAACCACAUAGCCAGCAGCGCAAGAGGCAGACACUGCGGCUGUGUGAGGAUCAGAAUGGCAAUCCCUACGUGAAAGAUCUCAAUUGGAUUCACGUUCAGGAUGCUGAGGAGGCCUGGAAACUCCUGAAAGUGGGUCGUAAAAACCAGAGCUUUGCCAGCACCCACCUGAACCAGAACUCCAGCCGCAGUCAUAGCAUCUUCUCAGUCCGGAUCCUGCACCUUCAGGGGGAAGGGGAUAUAAUCCCCAAGAUUAGCGAGUUAUCACUCUGUGAUCUGGCUGGUUCUGAGCGCUGCAAAGAUCAAAAGAGUGGUGAGCGCCUGAAGGAAGCAGGAAACAUUAACACUUCUCUGCACACCUUGGGCCGCUGUAUUACUGCCCUGCGCCAAAACCAGCAGAACCGGUCAAAGCAGAACCUGGUUCCCUUCCGUGACAGCAAGUUGACUCGAGUGUUCCAAGGCUUCUUCACAGGCCGAGGCCGCUCCUGCAUGAUUGUCAAUGUGAAUCCCUGUGCAUCUACCUAUGAUGAGACCCUUCAUGUGGCCAAGUUCUCAGCCAUUACUAGCCAGCUUGUGCAUGCUCCACCUGUGCAACUGGGAUUCCCAUCGCUACAUUCAUUCAUCAAGGAACACAGUCUGCGGGCAUCUCCCAGCUUAGAGACUGGAGCUAAAACAGACCCAUGCCUUGAUGAUGAUAUUGAAAAUGAAGUUGACAUCUCCACAUAUGGCAAGGAGGAGCUUCUACAGGUGGUGGGAGCCAUGAAAGCACUGCUUUUGAAAGAACGGCAGGAAAAGUUGAGGCUGGAGAUGCAGCUCCGUGAUGAAAUUUGCAAUGAGAUGGUGGAGCAGAUGCAACAGCGGGAACAGUGGUGCAGUGAACAUUUGGACACCCAAAAGGAACUACUAGAGGAAAUGUAUGAAGAGAAACUAACGAUCCUCAAGGAAUCACUGACAAGUUUUUACCAAGAAGAACUUCAGGAGCGGGAUGAGAAGAUUGAAGAGCUAGAAGCUCUCUUGAAGGAAGCCAGACAGCAGCCAGUGGCCCAUCAACAAUCAGUGUCAGAACUGUCCCUACGGCGGUCACAAAGGUUGGCGGCUUCUGCCUCCACCCAGCAGCUCCAGGAGAUUAAAGCUAAACUGCAACAAUGCAAAGCAGAGCUAAACUCCACCACUGAAGAGCUGCAGAAAUAUCAGAAAAUGUUAGAACCACCACCCUCAGCCAAGCCCUUCAUCGUUGAUGUGGACAAGAAGUUAGAGGAGGGCCAGAAGAAUAUAAGGCUGCUGCGGACAGAGCUUCAGAAACUUGGUGAGUCUCUCCAGUCAGCAGAAAGAGCCUGUUGCCACAGCACUGGAGCAGGAAAACUUCGCCAAGCCUUGGCCACAUGUGAUGACAUCUUAAUCAAACAGGAUCAGACCCUGGCUGAGCUGCAGAAUAACAUGAUGCUAGUAAAACUGGACCUUCGGAAGAAGGCAGCAUGCAUCGCGGAGCAGUAUCAUACUGUGCUGAAACUCCAAGGCCAGGCUUCUACCAAAAAGCGCCUCGGUGCCAACCAGGAAAACCAGCAACCAAACCAACAGCCCCCAGGGAAGAAACCAUUUCUUCGUAACUUACUGCCCCGAACACCCACCUGCCAAAGCUCAACAGACUACAGCCCUUAUGCCCGGAUCCUGCGCUCACGGUGCUCCCCUUUACUCAAAUCUGGGCCUUUUGGCAAAAAAUACUAA